GCACUGACAGACUGUAACUUACCCAACAGAGAGGGGAGGUCAGUGCAUGCUGGGAAAGACCACGGAGACAAAGGGGAAAAGAGUGUUGCUAAUGUGCACGAGGAGCAUUGUUACAACAUGGGACAUGUAUAAUUCAGAUUAAUCCGUGACAGAAAACACGUGACAGCUCACUCCAUAACUCACUGGUUUACAAGUCAGUAGCUGACCACUGCCCUUUGACCUUGGUGUGUGCGUUACAGUGGCAUCAGUAUGGGCAGAGUCCACACAAUCACCUUGGCAAUGACAAUCACUCUCUCCAAGGCUAUGACGUCACUCCAAAGAAAAGAAGAGGAGGAGGAGGAAGAGAAAGAAAGGAAGGAAGGGUAGGGGGGGGGGUCGUCUCCGGCUCUACAAAACCUCUGCAGCAUCCCAGCUGAUGCCCCAACAAUCCAGCUCCUGCCAAGAGGACGGACGCAAGAGGAAAAUUCAUCCUUUCAAUUUCAUCACAGAGCAAGAGCGAAGUAGGAGGAGCCAGGCGAGUGAGAUAGUGAUGCUCUCAGCAGGUGCCAACAAGUGAGAGGUAGCUGAGAGACGGACAGAGACGGUGAUGGAGAAGAGCCUGUGAGAGCAGAAGACACCCAGAGCUUCGGUAGAAAACAUAACAGCCAGUUUCCACUCCUCCCGCUCCAGUCAUUCCUGCUCCUCAUCUCCGCUGCCAUGCUGUGUCCUGUGCUACUUUGUGCCACUCUGCUCCUCCUGACUCCUCUGGAGAUCACAGAGGCUCGCGCUCUGCACCCUUCUCCGGAUGCUGUGCAGUUUAUGGAGCAGUUUCUAGAGCGCUAUAAUGACCUUUUGACCCUGGAUGACCUGGAGAACCUGUUGAACAGCCAACCAGAGGAGCAAUCCACCUUGUCGUCUGGGGUCAAAGCGCCCGAGUACCCCAAAUGGGCUGACGUACAAACACAGCCUGAGACCCCCUGGGUGCGCCUGCUGAAGGGAGCCCUGGCCAACCAGAAGCGAGCAGAACCAGACCGCUCACGGAGGGGAUGGAACAGAGGAUGCUUUGGCCUGAAACUGGACCGGAUCGGGUCCAUGAGCGGACUGGGUUGUUAGUGGAGAUGAAGGGAAAUAAAGACUAAUGACAUCCUUCUUAGAUUAUAAGGGAAAAAAACACAACUGCAAAUCUGUUUACAUGCAGAAAAGGGUGUUUACAUGCGUAUAGACUACAUGUAGUAUGGUGUAGACUUGCAGUAUUGCUUAUGUGGUUUCAUCCAGCGUAGAUCAGAUGCUUCACACACACUAUUGUGGCUGUUUAACAGAGCAGCUGUAGUUUAUUCCAUGUGUAAGUAUUAAACUAAAUAUUAGAACAUGUGAGCUAUGUUUACAUCAGAUGAUCAUCUUUGAUUAUUUGGCUUGUUUUUUAAGUAAAUUGGCACUUUAUGUAUUUCUAGCUUCUGUCUGCGUACAAUAAUAUAAAAAUGUUUAGAGAAAUUCUCUGGCCGGCGAUUGUUUGUAAAAUCAGGUGUAAGGGACGUGGAUAUACAAACAUGAUGGCACCUGUAAUUCCUGCUGUUUGUUUUGUUAUGUUUACUUAUGAUUUGCAUGAAUAA
Messenger RNA from Thunnus maccoyii (southern bluefin tuna), 1589 nucleotides. It is a transcript of the gene nppcl, whose product is annotated as C-type natriuretic peptide-like. Gene Ontology annotation, molecular function: hormone receptor binding; hormone activity. Gene Ontology annotation, biological process: cGMP biosynthetic process; receptor guanylyl cyclase signaling pathway. The coding region runs from base 697 to 1092 and encodes 131 amino acids. The record is from RefSeq and is a predicted model, not a curated record. Lineage: Eukaryota; Metazoa; Chordata; Actinopteri; Scombriformes; Scombridae. Gene Ontology annotation, cellular component: extracellular region. The transcript is spliced from 3 exons.